GUUGUGUUCUAUUCUCCCCGGGAACUCGCUUCAUCUGCAGCUCUGCGUUUUUUUCUCAGGAACGAAACCUAGAAUUCGCCUCCGAAACCCUAGCCCUAUCCUUACCGAAAUUCAUCAAACAUGCCGGCGACGGCUGGGCGUGUGCGUAUGCCUGCGAACAACCGCGUUCACAGCAGCGCGGCUCUUCAGACCCACGGCAUCUGGCAAAGCGCCAUCGGCUACGAUCCAUACGCUCCCACAAACAACAACGAAAAGGAUGCGAAGCCCUCUGCCAAUCGAUCCUCCCUCGGAGACGGCGAGGAUGGAGGGGAGAACGCUUACGCGAGCUUCCAAGGUCUGCUCGCCCUUGCGCGGAUUACGGGAACCAACGCCGACGAUACCCGUGGCGCCUGCAAGAAGUGUGGCAGGGUCGGCCAUCUUACUUUUCAGUGUCGGAACUUCCUUAGUCUCAAGCAGGGGAGGGAGAAGGAUGAGGCGGCGGCUGAUGAAGCCGCGGCUUUAUUCCAUGAAUUGAAGAAGGGGAGCGGGAGGAAGGAAGAAGAGAGUGAAGAGGAGGAGGAGGAGGAGGAUGAGAGCUCUGAUUCAGAUUUGGAUCCGGAGAUUGAGAAGUUAAUCGCUGCUAAAUACGGAAAGAAAGGUAAGAAGGAAUCUGAGAAGAGGGGGAUGUCAAAGAUGAGGAGUGGCAAAAGAUCAAGAUUUAGUGAUGAUGAAGAAGAAGAGGAGGAGGAGGAGGAUGGGAGGAGAAAGGAGAAGAGAAGAAGGAAGGAAGAGAGGAGGUAUGAGAGUUCUGACGAUGAGGAUGAGAAGCGGGCCAGGCGUAGGAAGAGUAAAAAGGAGGGCAAGCGGCGGAGGAGCCACAAGAGGAGGCCUGUUUCUGACGACGAGUCAUAUGAUGAGUCUAAUGGUCGUCAUCACCGCAAACGGCGCAAUGAGAGGACAGUUGAUCUUUCUAGUGAUUCUGAUGGUACGGCUGCUGCUAAACAUCACAGGCGAAGAAGAGAGAAGAGAAGAGACCGGAGGAGAGCUUAUCGUAGUUCAGAUACUAAUGGUUCUGGGUCUGAUGUGGAUGAUAUGGAGAAGAAGAGCUUUGAGAGGAGGAGCCGUAGGGAUAGGAGAGAUUAACUCCUCUCACAAAUAUGGUUUGAUUGCUUUUCUGUUGAGGCAUUGGUACUCAUUGUAUGGUUGUGAUUUAUUAUGCACCUUUUGAGUUUGAUUUAACGGGAAAACUGAUACAACAUUUGGUAGAUAUGCAUCUGAGUGCUUUUCAUGGUGGUAUAUGUAUUUGUCGUUGUAUCUGAAAUGGUGAAUGAUUUUCUUGCCGGGUGACUUUGUUUAUCAUCGGCCUUCUUUGUGUUAAGCAAUUAAGUUGUAGUUUCUUCAGUUUUA
This is a messenger RNA of Phalaenopsis equestris, 1386 nucleotides long. RefSeq names its product CAX-interacting protein 4. The record is from RefSeq and is a predicted model, not a curated record. Lineage: Eukaryota; Viridiplantae; Streptophyta; Magnoliopsida; Asparagales; Orchidaceae. The transcript has a single exon. The coding region runs from base 121 to 1122 and encodes 333 amino acids. Gene Ontology annotation, molecular function: nucleic acid binding; zinc ion binding.